AUGGAUUUUAUGGGAUACAAAUUGACAAACUCAAUGUUUAAGAAAGAAUUGGGAACCGAGUUGAAGACAAAUGGUUAUCGGAAGCAGAUGACUUCAUUAUUACAUCUUGAAGACAGUGAUGAAACAUUAAAACAGUAAGGGCCUCUGUUAUCAGUGCUGAUAACAAUGUUUAAAAAUAAUUAUGAAGACAAUAAGAAACCUUUAGAGAUUUACCCCAUUUGAACCAAAUAUUGUUUUGUUAUAUAUUAUACAUCUCUGUAAAUUGUUAUGCUUAGUCAUACAAUACAAUUUAAUGUUAAUAAUAAUAUUGUACUACUGUUGGGCUGUAAGUUUGUAACAAAUAUAACUAUUAUAAUAUAAAAAAAAAAAAAAAAUGUUUUUUUUGAAUAGGUAAUAAACAAUUUCAAACUGGGUCGCCAUAGUGAUUUAAGUGUGAUCAAUAGUAGGGCCCCUCAGCCCCUUGUAUAGGACCACAUAAUACCUCCGGUGAACUGGUACAGACUGAAUGUAUUGUAUAAUCUAUUGAUAAUUGUAUAUACUACUCAUUGUUACAAUGUCGGGUGAAAUAUCGCAGAAUUUUGACGCGAAAACCGAAAACUACCAUAGUAACGAGGUAGUGACGGUCAAAUUUCGUACGGAUGCGAAUGAAACACUGACGCAAGCGUUCGACCUGAAUACCGACAUCGGUGCGCUUAGGUCACACCUGCACCGGACGCUGAACACGGACCCGAACCUAAUCGUCAUCGAACGCGAUGAAGCGGGGGGCGAAGUGUCGCGUCUGCCUCGUGAUGGGCAGACGCUCAAGGAGCUCGGAGCAACGUCACUGGGAAUUUUCGAAUUACGCUUGCGGGGCGACGGCAUACAGCUUCCCAAGCCACCCGUCUACUACUUGCCAGCAGUGGACGUCAUCACAGUGGACGUUAACCACAGGCGACUCGUGGUGGAAAUCGAACGGUGCGGAGCUGUGGAUGGCCAUAAGCGGUGGCUGGGGGGGUACCGGGACAAGCGCACCGGCAAGAUGUACUUUCAUGCGGCCGCUCAGACCGAUCCUAAGGCAGUAGCGAUAGACGCGCCCGCUGUCCACCGGAUGGACGGCCGGACGCAGACUUGCAUCGACAGGGCGGUGGGCCGGGCAUCGAGCCGACCGGUGUGGACGCAGACCGAUGACUACUGCGGCAGUUUCGGGUACACAGAUGGCAGGUGGAUAAGACCGAAGCGUUACCAUAGUUACCAGUCGUGGUUACGGGAAGAUCACGUCCUGAGCAGUGUGCUCAAAAUACAGCGGGCGUUCAGGAGGACUUUGGCGGCACGCGAGAGAAGACGUGUAGCGGCCGAAGCCGAAGCGAAAACUGAUGACGAGCAACGGCGGCUGCUGAGGCAACGGAAAUCCCGCAGCAUGACAUCGGGACUGGACGGCGGUGCGGCAGCGGCGGCCACAUCGGCUCUUGAAUCCAAGCAGCAGCACUUCUAUUCGCUGUACACGAUGAUCGGAAAGUGGUGGAAGAAGGAGCGACAGCGGAUCAAGGAGAUCGAGGUGGAGAACUCAAGGAAGGCAGCGCAGAUGAACCUGCUCAAGAAGGAGAUCAAGUUCCUGUUGGAGGUGGAGAAGCAGAGAUCAGAGCUCAAGUACGAGCUGACCAAACACGACGACGUGACGUUCCUGAACAAGACGUCUAAGCCCAAGAUGUUCAAGAACAAAGCGGGAAAGCUCCUGACCGUGGACACGGUCGGCAACCAGAAGGCCCGGGCGCUAAAAGAGAUCUAUUCAAAAAUCGUGAUUCCGUCCGACGGCGUAGACCGGGCCGAAGCGCUCGACGAGCUGCAUGCCGCGGUGUCCGGGUCGAGUUAUAAGUACAAGGAGCACUUGCUGGCGGCUGUGGCCAUGGAAAAGGGCCUGGCCAGUAUGGGUGCGGAUGCGGACAGCCUGCGGUCAGCGCGAUCCCGGGUGGAGCAGAUGUUCCGGCACUACAUCCGGCAGCCGGACGUGAACCCAGAAGCGGACUCAUACUAUCGGCCUACCGAGAAGCGUGUGCUCAACGUGUACACGUGCAUCCGGUGCAAGCGCAACCUGGCAGCCACAGACUUCUCGCUAGAGAGCCGCGUGAACCGGACCAAUGUGUGCGCAAGUUGCGAGUGGACCGAGCAGGUGGGGCACAAGCGCAUUGACAUGGCCCCGUACCGGCGCAUGUUGAAGACGCUCCGGCACGACGAGAUGCAGAAGGCCGCAUACGGGUCCGAGUGUUUCUUGAUGCAGCCCACCGAGGUGUACCGGCUGGUGUCCGUCGUGUGGCGCGAGAAGUCAGCCGUCGGCGAGUCAGGUCAGCUAAAUGGGCUCCGGCUGGUCCGGUGGCGUCGUGACGAGCCCUGGUCGCCGUGGAACUGCGUGCUGCUGACCCGGGCCGAGGCGGAGGCCCACUGCCGACUGGACGGUGACCCGGCCGACUGCUACGACGAGCAGUUCGUCCGGUCCGUCACCAACAGACACAUGAUGGCCCGAUUGCAGUUCGGAAAUCUGGUGCAGGCAGUCGACCAUCGGACUGCCGAUAAGGCGAAACCGCUGUCAAAACAUUGGAAAACGGUCGCCGAUCGUUUCAACAUCAAGACGCAUAAAUAGACUAGCGCUCGCUCUGAUCAUCUGGAUGAGUCUGUAGGUACUGAGGUUGGACCAUAACAUUUUUCAAGUAAAAUCGUAGCUUAUGGAAUUUUAACUUGACAAACUCAUGAUAAGGGGCCAAACGUUUUAUCUAAUCAACACCAAUUUAAUAUACGAAUAGGUACUAGGUAGGUAGCACAUAAGCCCAUAAAACAGGCUAUUAUAGAAAUUUAAUUUCCAUAAAAAUAUUUUUAUUUGAUUGG
Messenger RNA from Metopolophium dirhodum (rose-grain aphid), 2856 nucleotides. RefSeq names its product IQ and ubiquitin-like domain-containing protein. Gene Ontology annotation, biological process: cilium assembly. The transcript is spliced from 3 exons. The record is from RefSeq and is a predicted model, not a curated record. Lineage: Eukaryota; Metazoa; Arthropoda; Insecta; Hemiptera; Aphididae. Gene Ontology annotation, cellular component: acrosomal vesicle; motile cilium. Bases 554 to 2614 code for a protein of 686 amino acids.